Messenger RNA from Alternaria rosae, 261 nucleotides. RefSeq lists its product as uncharacterized. The transcript is spliced from 2 exons. Bases 1 to 261 code for a protein of 86 amino acids. NCBI's taxonomy places the organism in Eukaryota, Fungi, Ascomycota, Dothideomycetes, Pleosporales, Pleosporaceae. The record is from RefSeq and is a predicted model, not a curated record.
AUGGGCAGUUUUGACUGGCAAGAGAAGGGUCAGUACAAGGUCAACGAGAACACAAAGACAAAGGCGAAGAAGUUCUCGCGGUACCAGGUUUACGAGUAUGUCAAGAAACAUAAUAAGUCGAGCAGGGGAGAGGUCGAGAUUCUGGUUGAGGAGGAGAAGGACCGCAUCAACAAGACAAGGGCGACUUUAAAGAGUUACCAGAGCGUUGAAUUCGCCGGCGGCGGUGACUACGAAGACUUCUUCGACUGCCCCUCGUGGUGA